Messenger RNA from Acaulospora morrowiae, 1608 nucleotides. The record is from the annotation of a GenBank genome assembly. Lineage: Eukaryota; Fungi; Glomeromycota; Glomeromycetes; Diversisporales; Acaulosporaceae.
AUGUCGACAGUUUUACCCAACGAAUGUCUUCAGGAGAUAUUCAAUUCUCUUGACAAAGAUCUCUACACACUUCAUUCGGCGAUAUUGGUCUCUCGUACUUGGUGUGAAAAUGCUAUACCUAUCCUGUGGAGGAGACCUCUUCGCUACAACUCCCAAAGAACAAAACUUUACUUAAUAGUUCCAAUUUUCUUGUCAUUCUUGUCGCCCGAGAAAAAGGGUGAACUUCAGUUGGAUAAUUCAUGUAGCGUUAAGCUACCAACGACAAAUUCAUUUUACUAUCCUUCGUUCAUGAGACACCUUGAUUUCAAUAAUCUUAUCUUGGCUGUCACCGAAUGGAUUAGCAAAUAUCCACCGAUCAGUGAGAUGUCUCAACUUUAUUACAAGCGAACGAAGAAGGAGAUCUCGAUAGAUUAUGUUAAGCGGAAUGAUCUUGUUAUGGCAAUCCUAAAUGUCAUCAUUACAAUAUCCGAAAAUAUCGAAGUUCUCAUGAUGAACAUGGACAAGAACCUCGAUACCAACGUUUACGACUUCUUUAAAAAUGACGCUUCGAAAUUUUUUGCGACGCCAGAAGUGGUUGGUCUUUUCUCGCGGCUAGUUCACUUUGAAUGCGGUGGAAAUGCUUUUUUAUCCGAGAUUCUCUCGGAGCUAUCAAAUUAUGCCAGAGAUUUGAUCUCUUUAUCGUUUCGUCAAGGUGAGAGUUCGGAGGAUAGACAUAAAGAUUUGGUAGCCCUGGUCAGAUCGCAGAACAACCUAAAAUGCCUAAAACUUGAAUGGUUCAAGAAUGAGAACACAUCACAUGUCCUAAAGGCUCUUUCAGGGCAUACCAAUUCUCUUGAAGAAUUCACCAUGAUCAAUGGAUACGUGAGCGAUGUUGAGGCAUUAGGAUUCUUGACUCGGUGUCCAAAUAUUGUGCAGCUUCACUUUCAGGGACAGCAUUUCACGACGGAACAGAUAUCCCCAUUAUAUGAUGCCAAGUUUCCGAAACUCGAGUCCCUGCAAUUCGUUGACUUGGAAGACCGAAGAGAUUACACAAACCCGUACAUCCGACUAUUUCAAAACACCGGGAUAACUUCAAAUUUGCGAAACCUUUGCCUUCGUGUCAGGGGCGUACCUCAGCAUUCAACCCUUCUUGAAUGUAUUUCGCAUAUUUGUCAUAAAUUUACCUCGUUUACCACUCACAUAACAAGGGCCGAGGAUGAAAAGAAGAUUUUGUCAAUCCUUCGGAAUGCGAAGAAUUUGGAAAGAUUAGAAAUAUUAGCGGAUGAUGAUGAUACUAGGGAAUUUCGGGAAUAUGAUGAUGCCCGAGAAUUUAGGGAGUUCUUCACCAUAUCACAUCGUCGAGAGGCCGGUAGUUUGCUAUUGGAGAUGGCGAAAGUCUUUCCGAGCAGUUUAUGCCACCUAAAUCUAACACAAUUUGAAAUUUGUAAAGAUACCUUUGAAAGCUUCAUGCAAGGGUGCGAGGUGAAACUCGAAUCACUGAUCUUUUCUAGCAGUAACUUUCACAACAGUCGAGAACUCAUUAAAAAACUUAGCGAGAAAAAAGGUUGGAGGAUAAAAGAAAUCGAGUCACAUGCCACUAAGGUUUCCGUGACAUGGGAUGAAGAUUAG